AUGCUGCCAAUUCUCACCUGGGCCUACCUGCGUCAUCUUGCCGUCCAGUACCAUGCGGAACCACAGGAACCGUUCGGUGGCGUACAGCGUAUAUCAGCGACACCUUCCCUCGGUAUGGAACCUGCAGCCCACGGCUACAAUUGUAGUCCCUUGUCGACGCUUACGCCCAUCAGCAACGCUUCGAAUAAGGGCCACGGAUUUACUACACACUUAGAUCGGGCAAUUGGCUCGACAUUCACUCCACACGGUUGUCAGUCAAGGUUAGGCGGUCGGUGGAUCAUCACAAACGAUACGGACGGCACAUUCCAUCCGUCCGUGCCGUUACAUCAGCGCUCAAACGUAGCAAGUGCGGGAGGAAACACCCACCAGUCGAGUAUGCAUUUCCGGGAGCAGGUGGACGCGUUCGGCAUCUCCAGCAGUACACAGAUCUCAGCAUUACCGCUUCCGCUGGUCCACAGUACGGGAGUCACCAGGGAUCCAACGGAUUCCCACGCGGUGCGCGGUAUCCCGGCUGUCGGAACCGGACUUGGAUCGGUCGGAUCAUUCGUUGCCGUGAACGAUGUCAUUGGCAUGAACAUUACACCGGCAUUAUCGCAGGUUCUUUUAGCGCCUCCCGCGACUAGUGCGGGCUCCGGUGCGUCCAUCAUUGCGGCCGUGAAUGGAGUGGCCGAUGACAACGGGACGCGCGGCGAGGAAAUAAAUUCCUUUUACUUUUAUGAGACUGAACAGUUCGCGUUGCUGUGGGUGCUGUUUACAGUGAUCGUGCUGGGCAAUUCGGCCGUGCUGCUGACGCUGAUGCUUAACAGAACUCGCAAAUCGCGAAUGAAUUUCUUCAUCAAGCAGCUUGCAAUUGCUGAUCUCUGCGUUGGAUUGCUAAGUGUUCUGACGGACAUCAUCUGGCGCAUCACGGUAGUAUGGCGAGCCGGAAAUGCCGCCUGUAAAGCCAUACGGUUCGUACAGGUCUGUGUUACAUACGCCUCCACGUACGUGCUGGUGGCGCUCAGCAUCGACCGCUACGAUGCCAUCACACAUCCGAUGAACUUUUCCGGCUGCUGGAGCCGUGCACGGAAGCUGGUGGCUGCGGCUUGGAGUUUCAGUAUCCUUUUCUCCCUACCGAUAACGUACUUUUACGAGGAGCGACUAAUACAGGGCAAAAUGCAGUGCUGGAUCGAUCUGGUAGAAGCGUGGCGAUGGCAACUUUACAUGUGCUGGGUGUCGGGUUCCCUGUUCGUCAUACCGGCGUUAAUCAUUUCCGCCUGUUACGCUAUCAUCGUACGAACGAUCUGGGCAAAGGGUACCAUUCUUGGUCCGAUUGAUCGGACGCACAACGGCAUGGCCGAUCUGGCAACACGGCGCGCCAGCUCCCGUGGCAUCAUACCGCGUGCGAAGGUGAAGACGGUCAAGAUGACGAUCGUGAUUGUGAUCGUGUUCGUGCUGUGCUGGUCACCGUACAUCAUCUUCGAUCUGCUGCAGGUAUUUGGGCAAAUACCGGCGACCCAAACUAAUGUGGCCAUUGCCACCUUCAUCCAAAGCCUGGCACCGCUCAACUCGGCGGCCAAUCCACUGAUAUACUGUCUCUUCUCAACGCAGGUGUGCCGUAUGAUUAAGAGACUGCCACCAUUCCGAUGGCUAUGGUCGACAAAGUGGUGCUGCAAACCGCACGAUUCCGGCACGCUACCGCUCGGCAAUGGGACGACAGUGAACGGUGCGGCACACGGACGGUUUCACAACCACAACAGUAGCGAUUCGAUGCGAACGCUCACCACGUCACUGACCGUGUCCCGGAGGUCCUGCCUGCGGCCGGCCCGAGUUGUCAUCGUGGAACGACCGAAAACGGAGCUCGCCAUGUCGGAGGUGUAG
Messenger RNA from Anopheles marshallii, 1860 nucleotides. Its product is annotated as cardioacceleratory peptide receptor-like. Gene Ontology annotation, molecular function: vasopressin receptor activity. Gene Ontology annotation, cellular component: membrane. The record is from RefSeq and is a predicted model, not a curated record. The transcript has 8 exons. Gene Ontology annotation, biological process: G protein-coupled receptor signaling pathway. Lineage: Eukaryota; Metazoa; Arthropoda; Insecta; Diptera; Culicidae. Bases 1 to 1860 code for a protein of 619 amino acids.